AUACAGUGCUAGUGCUAGUGUGUAGGAUCUAGGACUGUAUAGGUGCAGAAAAAUGAUUAGCAGCUAGCUAGCCAUGACAAACAGAGUGAGCAGUCACCAUGCCUGGAGUCAAGAGACCAAUCUUAGGCUCAAGAAUCCAAGAGUCAAGAGGCAGCUUGGCAGUACCAGUGCUGGAUGGAUAACUCCCCUGCAGUUACAUCAAUCAAGACCCCCUAGCCCUGCAUACUCAACACAAGCUAGCUCCAAAGCAUCUACUAGACUACACUCUGGGAGAAAGGCUGCUACUAGGCCUAACUCAAGAGCAAGUGAAUCCUAUUCAAGGCUAGACUCAAGAUUGCAGAGCUCAUCUGCGGCUUCAUUACGGUCCGUCUCACUGGGUACAUUUUCUAAACCACUCAAGCUGGCACCCAGGUCUCAGUCAUCUCAGGGAUUUCAAAGCAAGUGGUCAACAGUUUCUAGGCCCUCCUCCGGUAGCAUUACCCCACCCCAAGGCUUCGAUCUGGCCUCAUAUAUCAAGCAAAACGGAUCAGCUAGAGGGAUUGUUAUUGGACGUAAUGGACAACCCACAUCUGACAACUAUUUCGAUGCUUACCUAACACAGUGUGAAAGCGAACUGUUUACAAAACAGACAGAGAUUGAUUCGGAAGAGAGUUCAUCCAACAUGUCUGAGACAAGUGACAGUGCAGCUAGAAGACACCAGUCUGUUCCUUUGUGUUGGGAAGAGCAACUUGCACUAUCAGAGCCUGAGUAUCUACGCUACGUCUCCCCUACACCAUUGAGGAAUAGUGUGCAAACAAGUGCUCCAAACGGACAACAGCAAUUCAUGAACAAUUUAAAAGUGAAAUUGAUGCUUAAUAACCGGUGUCUGCUUGACACUACUUGUGUCAAGUUUCUGCAAGAGUCAGCAACAAUAUUACCCAAUCAAGAUACAAGUACAAUUGCCGAAGAGCAGUCUCCAAAUCAGUGUCACAUUCUGGACAUACUAUUGUACGGUUUAAAUCAACACGCACAACAGGAACUUGAAAAGCAGACAUUUGAAGUGUGUAUAGUAAAACGUGAUCGUUCAGGCACUGGUGAAUCUGUUAGUGUGUUCAAGGAUCUAACUGCAAGGAGGCUGCUCAAGUAUGUGUCUGUAAUCAAAGUUCAUCUUGAUGUAGUUCAAACUGGGAGGAUGGAGUCACUGGAUAGCCAGCUGAGCAGUGUGACAGUUGUGUAUGGAAAACAAAGAUUGCUACUAUUCUCAGCUCAGUUGCAGUCCUAUCUUGACUCCCCCCUUGAACGUGUUAGCACACAACCUAGCUGCAAUGGUUUUGCCAAGCAGCUCCAUUCACAGCUUCUCGAGACCCAAAUGAAAGAGAAAUCGCACGUGGGCACACCGGACAUUCCUGAGAAGUUCUUCCACAAGAGAACCAGCUACUGCAAUCAGGAGGACGAUGAAGACAGGACAGAUAUUGCCCUGAUCUCGAGCUACCUCCCAGAGUUGCGACUGACUGAACAUGAAGAGAUCUCCUCACCCAGCCACGCUACACUAGUAGCUACAGUGCACAAUAAUGACCCAACAUUGACUGGCCCCACUCCACUCUGCACCAGUGUACCCCAUUCGGGUAACAAGCGAGCUCCCAAAAUCAUCAUUGUUCCAUCUGCAAGUGAGAAGUGCCACCCAGGGAGUAUGCAGUACACUUGCGGUGAGAAAGAGAACGAAAAGACGUUGGACAGUUUGAUCAAGCAUUAUCAGGAGGACGAGAGUGGAGCUUUCACUACAAUUACAAAUAGCUGGAUUGGACAGUACUUUCAAUGAGACACAACAUUGUUUCUUUUCAAUUUUGUUCGCAUAAUCAAUCAAUUACAAAACUGAUUUUCAAACAUUGUAACAUUAUGUUAGUAGACAGUCUCUAUGGCCAACUCUGAGAGGCCAGAAUAAAUAAAGUUAUAAAUAAGUUAUAAAAAAAAGUAGAUAUUAUUUA
Messenger RNA from Halichondria panicea, 1964 nucleotides. RefSeq lists its product as uncharacterized. The record is from RefSeq and is a predicted model, not a curated record. Bases 74 to 1798 code for a protein of 574 amino acids. The transcript has 5 exons. NCBI's taxonomy places the organism in Eukaryota, Metazoa, Porifera, Demospongiae, Suberitida, Halichondriidae.